Molecule: messenger RNA, 2203 nt
Organism: Spea bombifrons (plains spadefoot toad)
Lineage: Eukaryota; Metazoa; Chordata; Amphibia; Anura; Pelobatidae
Gene: TSLIG3A
Product: family with sequence similarity 98 member A
Exons: 8
Coding region: 193-1818 (541 amino acids)
Cellular component (GO): tRNA-splicing ligase complex
Source: RefSeq, a predicted model, not a curated record
CAGACUGUCGCUGCUGUCAGUUGCUGAGGGAGGGGAGAGAGAGACACACUUACCGGCUGUACCUGGGUACCAUUGGCGUUACCCCAAGCUCUGUUCUCCUCCCCUCCCAGCCUGUUAGUUGAUAGCGCACGUUAAGCCUCAGGUGUGAUAACUAGAUCCUGCAGUUUGCACAUACUGCUGAUUUCUGACGUCAUGGACUGUGACAUGAUGGAGAAUGACAUUUUGGAGUCGUUGGAGGACCUGGGUUACAAAGGUCCCCUUAUGGACGAUGGAGCCUUGAUCCAGGCCGCCAGCCAAGGUGCACUUUCUCCCGAAUAUACCAAACUCUGCGCUUGGUUGGUAUCAGAGCUCAAACUGUUCUGCAAACUGGAGGAGAAUGUAGAAGCCACCAACAGCCCUAACGAAGCGGAAGGGUUCCAGCUAGAGAUGAGCGGCCUGCUGACAGAAAUGAACUGCCCGUAUUUGUCUCUGACAUCAGGGGAUGUUACUAAACGCCUUCUCGAGAAAAAGAACUGCUUGCUCCUUCUAACAUAUCUCAUUUCGGAACUCGAAGCCGCUAGGAUGCUGUGUGUAAAUCUUCCUGCAAAGAAGGAACAAGAAAGCAGUGGUAGUGAGCUGUUCAACGAACUUAAAGCAAUAUGCAUGGCCCUGGGAAUGUCCAAACCUCCUGCCAAUAUAACCAUGUUCCAAUUCUUUAGUGGAAUUGAGAAAAAAUUGAAAGAAACUUUAUCAAAAGUGCCACCUAACCAUUUAGGGAAGCCUCUUCUGAACAAGACAUUGGGACCUUCUCACUGGGAAAAAAUUGAAGCAAUCAACCAAGCCAUAUCAAACGAGUAUGAAGUGAGAAGAAAAAUGUUAAUCAAGCGUUUGGACGUGACCGUACAAUCAUUUGGUUGGUCAGACAAAGCAAAGAACCACUCCGAGAAACUCGGUAAAGUUUACCAGCCAAAACGUGUUGCAUUGUCCCAGAAAAGCGCUAUCUCUGUUGCCCAUCUUCUUGCUGCCCGGCAUGAUUUGUCUAAGAUUCUGAGGACUAGUAGUGGAUCAAUCAGAGAGAAGACUGCCUGUGCUAUAAACAAGGUAUUGAUGGGUAGAGUACCUGACAGAGGAGGCAGACCUAAUGAAAUUGAACCACCUCCUCCAGAGAUGCCUCCGUGGCAGAAAAGACAAGAUGGCCCCCCACAAGGUGGCGGUAGAGGUGGGGGAAGAGGUGGAUAUGAACAUACACACAGUGGACGUGGAGGCUACGAACAAAGCAGUGGAAGAGGAGGCGGACGUGGAAGUUAUGACCAGGGAGGCAGAGGAGGCAGAGGUAGCAAAGUUCAAGGAGGCUGGACAGAUGGUGGCAGCACUGCAGGAGGUAGCUAUCAAGAUGGUGGCUAUCGAGAUUCUGGAUAUCAAACUGGCUUUUACCACGGUGGAGGAGGAGGUUAUCAAGGUGGUGGUGGAGGUGGAUAUCAAGGGGGCAGUGGAGGCUAUCAAGGUGGAGGAGGCUAUCAAGGUGGAGGAGGAUACCAGGGUGGAGGGUAUGGGGGAUAUCAGGGGUCAUCAUAUUCUGGAGGUGGAUUCCAGGGUAGUGGCUAUCAACAAGACAACAGAUAUCAAGAUGGAAGCCAACACAGUGACAGAGGAAGCAACCGUGGAGGUGGCAGAGGAGGUCGUGGUGGACGUGGUGGAAGAGGAGGACAAGGUGGAGGUUGGGCUAGUCGUGGUGCCCAAACCUAUAACCAGGGUGGUCAGUUUGAGCAACACUUUCAGCAUGGAGGUUAUCAAUAUAAUCAGUCUGGUUUUGGACAAGGAAGACACUACACUAGUUGAGGUUAUUGAAGCUUCAAAACCAGUAGAGCUCAGGUAAUAGCAGUGACAACCUUAUAUGAUAAGUUGCUAUCUCAAGGCACUUUCUUGCAGGCUUUCUUUCUGCACAUGAAGACAAGGCCUGGCACAUGUAUGAACCUUGCAAUUUAAGAUUACAUUUUUACGUGUGCUUUUCUUCCUGAGAAAUGCAAUUUGCAGUGAUAACAUUUAUCCAUUGUGCACACCUUUCAUACAAUUAAGUACAGUUAGGUUGUUUGUCUGAAUUGCUAUCUGAUGUAUUCACUUCAAACCUUUGGGUUUGUAGGAGUGUUGAACAUUUUGUAGUCAUUGCUUUAGCUAUGCUUUAUAAGUGGCCAAUCCCAAUAUGCCCAUAUAAUCCAUGGUUAAU